Messenger RNA from Hydatigera taeniaeformis, 324 nucleotides. NCBI's taxonomy places the organism in Eukaryota, Metazoa, Platyhelminthes, Cestoda, Cyclophyllidea, Taeniidae. The record is from the annotation of a GenBank genome assembly.
AUGCAGGAUCACUUCACAACUCCUGCUCGUGCAGCCGAUGAAUGUUCCUCUCCUCAUUACUACUUCACCGUCAUUGUCACAUCCAUGUACACUCCUCCUCCGCCUCCCCGCCCCUCCACUUUCUCUCCUUUGCCUGCAGGCACCACAACCGACACUGCAGCCCAACUUGAACACUUUCUUUGCUACCACAGUGCCAACUUGUGCAUCGUCUUUUUGGCAAGGCAUGGUGUACUCACCACCAUCUUCCUAGCACGCAAUUUCAGUCUCCAAGUCUACACACAAAGUAUGGCGGACGACGCGUGCGUAGAGUUGACGAAGUUCUGA